Molecule: messenger RNA, 3555 nt
Organism: Brettanomyces bruxellensis
Lineage: Eukaryota; Fungi; Ascomycota; Pichiomycetes; Pichiales; Pichiaceae
Exons: 1
Coding region: 1-3555 (1184 amino acids)
Biological process (GO): endonucleolytic cleavage of tricistronic rRNA transcript (SSU-rRNA, 5.8S rRNA, LSU-rRNA); maturation of SSU-rRNA from tricistronic rRNA transcript (SSU-rRNA, 5.8S rRNA, LSU-rRNA); ribosome biogenesis
Cellular component (GO): 90S preribosome; nucleus
Molecular function (GO): ATP binding; GTPase activity; GTP binding
Source: RefSeq, a predicted model, not a curated record
AUGGAUGGGCAACAGUCUAACAGGCAGCACAGAGGUGCUUCCAAUAGGAAGACUGCAAAAGAGAAACUUCACAGUCAAGGCCACAAUGCAAAGGCAUUUGCAGUUUCUAAACCUGGGAAGAUGAGAAGGCAGAUUGCAAGAUCUAGUGAUAUGAGAGAGAAGAGAUUACAUGUUCCUAUGGUUGAUAGGACACCAGAGGAUGAUCCUCCACCAGUUAUUGUGGCCGUCGUUGGCCCUCCUGGUACCGGAAAAACAACUCUUAUCAGAUCUCUCGUGAGAAGAUUAUCAAAAACUACACUUACAGAAAUCAAAGGACCAGUUACAGUGGUGAGUGGAAAGAGAAGAAGACUUACUUUUAUUGAAUGUGCGAAUGACAUGAAUUCUAUGAUAGAUAUAGCUAAGGUUGCCGACAUGGUGCUUCUUUUGAUUGAUGGUAAUUACGGCUUUGAAAUGGAAACCAUGGAAUUCCUGAAUAUUGCCCAACAUCAUGGUAUGCCAAAGAUGGUUGGUGUGGCAACGCAUUUGGAUCUUUUCAAAAAACAGGCAACCUUAAGAGCAUCUAAGAAAAGACUCAAAAAGAGGUUUUGGACUGAAGUUUAUCCCGGAGCAAAGCUCUUUUACCUAUCGGGUGUUAUCAACGGAAGAUACCCGGAUAGAGAGAUCUUAAACUUGACCAGAAUAAUAUCUGUUACGAAAUUCCGCCCGUUAAAGUGGAGAAACGAGCAUCCAUACAUGCUGGCCGACAGGUUGGUAGAUUUAACUCAUCCAGCCCUAAUUGAACAUGAUUCCAAAGUUGACAGAAAAAUCGCUCUUUAUGGGUAUUUACACGGUACUCCAUUGGCCAAGGAACAUGGCCGAGUUCACAUUGCCGGUGUAGGUGACUGCACAAUAGCAAAUGUUGAAAAACUUCCAGAUCCAUGCCCAACGCCAUAUUUCGAGCAGAAGAUGGAUGAAUUUGAAAGAGAGCAAGCUAAAAAAGCAAAAGAACAGGGCUUAGAGGCACCUACAAGAACAAGAAGACACCGAAAGAGACUUGAUGAUAAAAAUAAGAUAAUAUACGCACCGAUGUCGGAUGUUCGGGGUGUUUUAAUAGAUAGAGAUGCGGUGUAUGUUGAUGUCGGUAAAGGUGGUGAUUCAAAUGGAGCAAAGAAAGAUGAACUUACCACAAAACUUGUGUCGGAUUUGCAGAAUGCAGGAGAAUUAUUGGAUUCUAGGGAGAAGAGCCAAAAGCAGAGUGCAAUCAGACUUUUCAGUGAUGGUCCUAAUGUUUCGGAAGAAACUGUGGAAGAUGCAGAAGACGAUCAUAUAUUAGAAGGCGAGAAUGGAAGAAGCAAAUUGAGACAUGCUAAAGUGUAUGAGAUUGGGGAAAAGAAUGCAGAUAGUGUUAAGAACAUUGAGGAGGACAAACAAGUGGGAGACAAACCUGCAUUUGAAUCUGAAUCCGAGUUUGAGCUUAGUGAAGAUGAAGAAAAAAGUGAUUUGAAAAAUGAAUGGAAGGAAGUUGGUGGGAAAUUAAAAAAUGUUGAGGUUAAGAAGAUCUGGGAUAUUAAUAAGUUGAUCUAUAUGAAUAACAUAGACCCGGAUGAUGCGAUAUUAAGAUGGAGAAACGAGGAAGAGGAAUUGGACAAAAAUGAGGAUAGCGAUGAAGAAUUGAUAGCAGAUAAAGAUGAAUUUGAAGGAUCUGAAAAUGUUGGUGAAGACGAAGAUAAAGAUAAGGGUGACGAUGAAGACGAAGAUGACUUUUUCCAAAAGAAAAAUACAGGUGACGCAAACGAAGAAAUCGAUACAAACAAAAUUGCCUUGAAGAGCUCAGAUGAAUUACGGGAGGAAUGGAAAGAGGAAGGUAGCUCUAUGGAGAGAUUAAAGGAGCGCUUUUUCAAGUCUGCCAAACAGAGACUAGCAGAAGAAGAAGAAGACGAGGAAGAUGGAGAUUUUGAAGAUUUGGAGGCAGAUGAAAACAAAGAAGAAGAAGUUGAAGAGGAGGAAGGAAAGGAAGAAACAGAGGACAAUGAUUUUGUGGACUUUGAUGAGGAAGAGAAGAAGGCAGAAAAAGAAGGAGAAGAGGAUGAUGAUAAUGAUGAUAACGAAGAAGAAGAGGAUGUGGAUAUUAGCAAUCUUCCAAUCGAGGAACAAAGACUUUUGAAUGCGCAAAAGAAGCAGAAGCUUAUUGAACAAUUUGAAGAGGAAGAAGGAGGAGUGGAAGGAAAAGAAGAUAAUAUAUUCACGGAGGAAGAUACUUGGUAUGAGUUCCAGAAGGCCAAGAUGGCCCAGCAACUUGCUAUAAAUAAGCAAGAGCUCUCUGAACUAGAUAAUGAGACCCGUGCAAAAAUUGAGGGAUAUUCUGCUGGUUCAUAUGUCAGAGUGACUAUUGAUAAAAUGCCAAUGGAGUUUGUUGAAAACUUUGAUCCACACUAUCCAAUUUUAAUGGGUGGGCUUUUGCAGACCGAGGAACGAUUCGGAUUCCUCAAUGUGCGUAUCAGACGGCACAGAUGGCACAAGAAGAUUUUAAAGUCGAAUGAUCCGCUAAUAUUAUCAUUGGGAUGGAGAAGAUUCCAGACGCUUCCUAUUUACACUACUACCGAUUCUCGAACGAGGACUAGAAUGUUGAAAUAUACACCAGAGCAUGCGUACUGUAAUGCAACAUUUUUUGGACCGUUGGUUGCACCAAACACCAGUUUUUGUGCAGUUCAGAUGGUUGAUAAGGACGAUACUACUGGAUCAUUCCGAAUUGCAGCUACCGGUGUGGUUGAAGAUUUGAAUGCGGAUGUCGAGAUUGUGAAAAAAUUGAAGUUGGUUGGUUACCCAUACAAGAUAUUCCGUAACACAGCAUUUAUCAGAGAUAUGUUUUCGUCUGCGAUGGAAGUUGCGAGAUUUGAAGGUGCCGCAAUUAAGACUGUUUCCGGAAUUAGAGGUGAAAUCAAGAGAGCACUUUCAAAGCCAGAUGGGUUCUUCAGGGCUACCUUUGAAGAUAAGAUAUUGGCCAGUGACAUUGUGAUAUUAAGAUCAUGGUAUCCUGUUCAUGUGAGGAAGUUCUAUAACCCAGUCACAUCAUUAUUGCUGAAGAAUAAGGAAAAUUGGAAAGGUAUGAGACUUGUUGGCCAGAUAAGGGCCUCGAGAGGUAUUAGUACACCAAUGAGGAAGGACUCGGCAUACAAGAAGAUAGAAAGACAAACAAGAAGAUUUAACGGCUUGAGGGUUCCGAAGGAGAUCAAGGCAAACCUUCCAUUCAAGAGUCAAAUCCAUGAGAUGAAGAAGCAGAAGAAGAAAACGUACUUGCAGAAACGUGCAGUUGUUCUCGAAGGUUCAGAAAAGAAGGCAAGAACUUUAAUUCAAACGAUUCAAACUAUUAGAAAGGAUAAGGAGGCUAAGAGGAAGACCAAGAAGAGAGCAAAGAACGAAGAGAGAAAGAAGAAAUUGAACAAGCUGCAGAGGGAGAUGGAAGACAGAAAGAAAACGAGAAAGAAGGAAUAUUUCAGAGAAAACGGGGGUAAAAGAAAGCUGGCAGCUAGUGAAUCUGGUUCUGAGGCUUUUGGAAAUAAGAGGAGAGAGUAUUAA